Aspergillus alliaceus is the source of this 288-nucleotide messenger RNA. Its product is annotated as NADP-dependent oxidoreductase domain-containing protein. NCBI's taxonomy places the organism in Eukaryota, Fungi, Ascomycota, Eurotiomycetes, Eurotiales, Aspergillaceae. The record is from RefSeq and is a predicted model, not a curated record. The coding region runs from base 1 to 288 and encodes 95 amino acids. The transcript is spliced from 2 exons.
AUGAGCCUAUAUCAGUAUCUGGGGAACUCUGGCCUCAAAGUUUCAAAAGUCAUUCUUGGAGCAAUGAGCUACAGGACACCAAAAUGGCAAGGUUGGGUUCUCGACAAAGAAGAUUCACUUCCUCUACUAGAACAUGCAUACAACGCGGGAAUCCGCACCGGGGACACUGCAGAUCUCUAUUCCCACGGACAGUCUGAACAGGUUAUUGGUGAAGCUAUCAAUAAGUACAACAUUCCUCGAGAAAACCUUGUCAUCCUCACGAAAAUCUACUUCGGUGUCACAGUAUAA